This is a messenger RNA of Anisakis simplex (herring worm), 1389 nucleotides long. The record is from the annotation of a GenBank genome assembly. Lineage: Eukaryota; Metazoa; Nematoda; Chromadorea; Rhabditida; Anisakidae.
AUGCGAAACUUCUACUUGAAUUUGUCUCAGAAACGGACUUCUCGUCCCGAUGGACAUUUCAAACGACCGGAAGGUAUGCAUCGUGAGUUGUUCAAUCUGUUGGCACAGGAUAGUGAGAAGAAUCUGGCUGCGUUGAUUCCAACAACAACCAAAAAUCUUGGCUACCGAAAUCAGAAAGCUCGUAUUGGAAUGCGGCAAGUGAGACCGUGGGUAUGGAAGGCAUUUGAGAACGCGGCCAGAACCGACGGUCUACAAUUGUGUCAUUGGCAAAGAGUCGACAAAAUGGACCCUGAUCGACCGUAUCCAUUUGCCAGAUUCAACAAGGUGAUCAAUAUACCAACAUUCACAGAUGAAGAAUAUGAGAAAUAUCUGAAUUCGCUGAAAUGGUCCAAAGAAGAUACUUUGCAUUUGUUUGAUCUGUGUAGAAGAUUCGAUUUAAGAUGGCCAAUAAUUGUGGAUCGUUGGGAGGGUUCAACGCGUCGUACAAUGGAAGAAAUGAAAGAACGUUUCUACAAUGCCGUGAACGAUUUGAAUACGGCAAAAGAUCGUAAUGCCGAGUUGUUGUGUUACGAUGCAGAACAUGAGAAACGUCGUAAAGAACAACUGGUCAAGCAAUGGAAUCGAACACCACAAGAGAUCGAGGAGGAAGAAAUGUUGAUAGCGGAAAUGAAAAAAAUAGAGGUACGUAAACGUGAACGAGAGCGAAAGGCACAGGAUUUGCAGAAACUGAUAACGGCAAGCGAUAGAACGCCGGUGACCCCAGCGAAUACAUUAUCGACGAUAUCACCCGCAUCCGGUAUCAAGAAGAAGACGGUGGUACGACCGAAAGCUUCAUCCACCAGUGUAGCACAUUCAGCAAGCGCUUCAUUCAUAGCCGAGCAUUCGUCAUUGCGUUUCCCUGAAUUCCGUUCAGCUGGCGCUCAUUUGCGAAGUCAGGAGAUGAAACUGCCGACGAACGUUGGUCAAAAGAAGUUGAAGAAUAUUGAAACGGUCAUCGAGAAGUUGAAACUUGAUUUGGUACCAGUGGGAGCCGAGGAGAUCGUUGUUGGUUAUAAUGAAUUUCGCUCAAGUAUUGUGCUGUUGCAAGAACUCAAGCAUGCUUUGCAAACAGCCGAAUACGAAUUGGAAUCAUUGCGAACACGAUAUAAUACUCUUAGUGGAAAGACAUUUGAAAUUGAACCAAGAAUGCGCAUCUCAUCAGCGUCUGAUGCAAGCAUAUUUGGCGAUGACAAGGGUGUUGGCACAAGUGCAGAUCUGCCGUCGUCGAGUCGAACAAUCACAGAAAUGAUUGAGCUGUCAUCGUCACUGCCACAAGCCGUACGAAAGCGUAAAUCGAAUAUGCCAUCGAAUACACCACCAGCCGAGACCAGACGAUUGAGGCGAAGUUGA